AUGCACCACCGUGGGCUGAGAGAUACCCACGCCAGCGACCCCUGUGCCCCAUGGGGUAGUGUCAACGGAGUCCACUGACGAACGGGAACCAAGUCUUAAAGUCGUUUCUAGAAUCGUUCGGGCUAGAGCUGCUUGGCGACGCAUUGCAUACAUGAUUCAUCUACCAGGAAAUCACGGCGGUUGGGUACGAGCAGGCGAUGUUCUGGACGUCGUCGUGCGCCGCCCAGCCAGCAGAGGAUCAAGCCAAGUCUACGAAAUGAAACUAAAGGGCCGAGCGGGGUUGUGUGGCACGGUGGGAUAGAGGGUGGAUCUCUCCAGGGUCAUGGCAACGACCGUAAGUACAUUCUCUGUACAUUUAUAAUAUUGCUCAUGGCCAUCUAUUUCUCUGUCUCCUUUACUUCAGGUCGAGUCGUCACUGUCGUUCCUUCCUUGCAGUCCCUUCCGCACUCUAUCUGUCUUGCAAUCAUGGGUCAAUCCGACGUGGUAGACCAUCCGGAGAAGACCGAGACGGUGCAAACGGAGGUUGUCCCUACUCCUACUAGCAAUGAUGUUAGUUCUACUACAUCAGAGACAGCUGGGGGUCCCCCCGGAAUGACCAAGGCGAAGUGGCUCGCCUGUAUAGCCUUGGCGCUGGGGUACACGACGACCUUCCAGCAAUUUGCAUGCACAGGAUCUAUUGUCAGGCACAUCGAUCUUGAGCUUGGUCAUUCCCCUCAGUACAAUUGGAUGCUGGCAGUAUAUACGCUAGGUCUAGCUGUAUGCUUGCCCGUUACUGGCGGUCUCUCCGAUAUCUUUGGACGUCGAUGGUUUUUCAUGGGUGGCUGCGUUGUAUCCUUAAUUGGAACUAUCGUCUCAGUGCGAGCCGACGCCGUAAACAUGGUGAUUGGAGGUAUGGCUCUGAAGGGCAUUGGGGCUGCCGCGCAACAACUCGCGGUGGCCGGUAUUGCUGAGAUCGUCCCAAAUAAGCAUCGAGGCACGGCUCAAGCCAUUCUGGACAUUAUCACCACCCCCUGGACCAUGUUCGGCUCGCUCGCCGGCAAUGCCAUGGUCAAAUACCACCAUCUCACGUUCAGGAUCAAUUGGUAUGUUGGGAUUGCGCUGAAUAUUGUGACCCUGGUCAUGGCAUUCUUCUUCUACUUUCCGCCGCACCAUCCGAACUCGCAUGGCAAGUCAAAGCGUCAGCAAUUCUACGAAAUUGACUGGAUCGGUGUUGCUCUUUGGGCCUCCGGGCUCACUAUGCUUCUCGUCGGUAUCUCCUUUGGAGGCGUGUCGUAUCCAUGGAAAUCUGCUAUUGUCCUCUGCCUGAUCCUGAUUGGUGCCGCUCUUCUCUUCGUUAUGGGCAUGUGGGAAUGGAAAUUUGCACCGAACCCCUUCAUGGACCGGUCCCUGUUUUCCCGCGGCCGCACGUUCAGUCUGGUCCUGGUGAUCAUCUUCGUCGCUGGUAUGGGUCUGUAUGCCGGCUCUGCAUUCUGGCCCCAGCAGAUCUCGUUCAUGUACGAUGAAGAUCCGAUCCGCAUUGGUGUCCUCACCAUCGCAGGUGGUGCCGGUGGUGCUACCGGUGGCUUCGUCAGCGGCAUGAUCAUCGGCAAACACAAGUGGCUCAAAACCCACUGGUGCGUCCUCUUCGGCGUCUUCCUUAAAGUCGUCGGCCCCGCCGGCCUCACCACCCUCACCCCCGACACCCUCUCCCGCGCCCUCGGCCUCACCUUCCUGUCUGGCUGUGGCACCGGCUGGGUCUCCGUCUCCCUGAUCGUGUGCAUCCAGCUCGCCUGUGACGACCACAACAUCGGUCUCGCCUCCAUGCUGAUCGGCAGCUUCCGCGCGGCCGGCGGCACCGUCGCGCUGGCGAUCUACAGUACCGUGCUCAGCAACAAGGUGCGCCAAGUCAUCGGGAAGCAUAUCGGUGGCGCCGUCAUCCCGAUGGGCGUGAAGCGGGAGGAUCUGGCGCGGUUCAUCACCGCGAUCAGCGCGGGGGAUAUCAAGACCGCGCUGACUAUCCCCGGAGCGAACGUCGAGGUGCUAUUGGCGGCCAAGGAGGCCUCCAAGUGGGCCUAUGCCGAGGGAUUUAAGGCCCUCUACAUCACGGCCUUGAGCUUCGCGGCGUUCGCUUUCGUCGUCACGCUCUUCACGAAGGACGUGUCGAAGAACAUGACCUCGCAUGUAGCCGUGCGCCUGGAGAAUGAGGCGCCUGUCUCUGAUGAUGAGAAGGAGAAAGCGUUAGCGUAGGACAGAAGCGCAUGGGUUAGGACGGAGGGAAACGUCUCGCCUGCACUGGGUCGAUGUAGGUCAAAACAUUGAAUAAAGGAACCAAGGAAUCAAUAUUACUAUGGGAACUCUAAUACUUUCACGAUCAUGUCGAACCCUUUUUUACAUUUCUAAGCCGUCCAUAAUUUGCUAUUGUGACACUCGGUCAAUAACACAUGUCAGCAGGUGCUUGAAUUAGACCAUUCUUCGGUUUUCCGC
This is a messenger RNA of Eremomyces bilateralis CBS 781.70, 2463 nucleotides long. Its product is annotated as MFS general substrate transporter. Gene Ontology annotation, cellular component: membrane. The coding region runs from base 466 to 2226 and encodes 586 amino acids. Gene Ontology annotation, molecular function: transmembrane transporter activity. The transcript has 7 exons. NCBI's taxonomy places the organism in Eukaryota, Fungi, Ascomycota, Dothideomycetes, Eremomycetales, Eremomycetaceae. The record is from RefSeq and is a predicted model, not a curated record. Gene Ontology annotation, biological process: transmembrane transport.